AAAGAACGGAAAGAAAGGAAAGAACGGACAUGGCGACGGCCAUACUGAGGGAGGCGACGGCCGGAUAUGCGUGUCCGCCUCCCUCCGCUGAGGGCCGCCACCGGUACAGCUGACUCAGCCCGGCCCAACCUCCCGAACAGGAGGCGCGGCGGCGGUAACAGUAAGAGUAGUGGAAAUAGGCUAGGUUGCGCUUCCCCGCCCGGCCAUGUAGAGGGGGCUCGCCUCGCUUCGCCCAGCUUAGGAGACAACCGGCCGCCUUAGUUUGAGGCGAAGGAAAGGGGGGGGGGGAGAGCUUCGCUUGACAGAGGGAGGGAGAAGAGGCGGCGGCGAUCCUGCUGUUAUCUUGUGAGGUGAGAGGGUCGCCGGGUUGGGUGGAGCCGCGGGGCGCCAUGGAGGACAUUAACUCCAACGUGAACGCCGACGCCGAAGUGCGGAAGCUGCAGGAACUGGUAAAGAAGCUGGAGAAGCAGAACGAACAGCUUCGCAUUCGUAGUGCUGGUGGGGCUCCAGGCGGCAGCCCGAAACGGCUCCUUAGUAGUAAUAACAGCAGUGGAGGGUCGGGCGCUUGCACGCCGCCGCUUCCCCUGACGACGACGCCUCCUGCCGCAGCCCAGGGAGCUGCCACCAAUGCCCCGCUGUCACCUUCCUCGUCGUUCCCCGCCGUCAGGAACAGCCCGUUGUUGGUUGGGCUUGAGAACCGUUGCCUUAGUCCCAAGGCAGGGCCCAGGCGGCCUCCCCCGAGUGAAGAGAGCGGAGGAGGAAGCAGCUUGGCGGCGGCAGAGGUUUCAGCAGUAGGGGGAGCCGGGGAAAAUGCCAGCCUCCUGGAUGAAGUGGAGCCACUGAGGCCCGAUGAACUGGAGCGACUGGCCGGCUGCGAAGAAGACGAGACUGGCUGGUUGUAUACCUCACCAAAGAAGAAAGCAACUGCUUUACAGAAAUCUAUUAGUCCACUAGUUUGGUGCAGGCAAAUACUGGAUUAUCCAACUCCAGAUAUUGAAUGUGCUAAAAAAUCAUUGAUCCACAGGCUUGAACAGACAAUGUCAGCCCUCAAGAGACACAGCCUCUAUAGUAGUCCAUUCAGCACUGUCAAUUAUGCAAACUCCUAUAGUCCAAAUGCUGGCAGUCCUUACAGUAGUAGUUUCAACUCUCCUUCCUCCACUCCAGUGAAACCUCCUUCAGUAAAACAACUCAUACUUCCUGGCAACUCAGGUCAUUACAAAAAUUCAGCAGAUAGAAAUCCUCCACUGAGCCCACAAUCCUCUAUAGACAGUGAAUUAAGUGCUUCAGAAAUGGAUGAAGAUUCAAUUGGAUCAAAUUACAAACUAAAUGACUUAACAGAUGUGCAAAUUUUAGCACGGAUGCAAGAGGAAAGUCUCCGGCAAGAAUAUGCAGCUACUGCUUCUCGACGUAGCUCUGGUUCUUCAUGCAGUUCUAUGAGGCGGGGUACAUUUAGUGACCAGGAACUUGAUGCACAGAGCUUAGAAGAUGAUGAAGACAGCUGCCAUCAUGCAGUGCACCCAGCUGUUAACCGGUUCUCUCCAUCACCACGCAAUUCACCACGGCCUUCACCAAAGCAGUCCCCAAAGAAUUCUCCUAGAUCUCGAUCACCUGCUAGAGGAAUGGAGUAUAGUAGAGUGUCACCCCAGCCUAUGAUUAGUCGCUUACAGCAGCCUCGUCUUUCACUUCAAGGUCAUCCCACAGAUUCACAGACUAACAAUGUCAAAAAUGAAGAGAAACUAAGGCGUAGUCUUCCAAACCUAUCCAGGACAUCUAACAUCCAAAUUGAGUCUGUGAAAAACAGUAGAAGUGACUCAAACUUUCAAGUGCCAAAUGGAGGAAUACCUCGUAUUCAACCUCAACCCUCAGCCACUCUGCAAAGGCAGAAAAAAUUGUCCCGUGUUGCCUUCAAAACCAAACAGCUACUUCAUACUCCAGCUACCAAAGGAGUUCCUUCUCCCAGUAAAUUCCGGUCCCCAGCAGCACCAUCUCCUCUGGCUCUGAGACAGCCGGUAAAAGCAUUUAGUAACCAUGGACCUAGUUCUGCUGUUCCAGAAGCCGUCCAGCUUCCACACGGCAGCUCUUCACCAGGGCCUUUAGCAGCUGCCAAUUCAGUAUCUCCAAGUCCAGCCAGCAGUAUCAACAGUGCUACGCUUACAAGACCUGCAGGAACAACAGGGAUGAGGAGUGGUUUGCCAAGACCUAGUGCUCCCUCCACUGGGGGCAUACCAGUGCCUCGCAGCAAACUUGCACAGCCUGUUCGCAGAACAUUGCCAGUUCCCAAAACCUACAGCAACAUGAAAGAUGAGAGCUGGAAGGACGGCUGCUACUGAACUACAAAGCUACAUAGUUCAGUAGGUACUCCUUCACCAGGCUAAAUGACAGAUCAAUAUGCAGACUGAUCAGAUAAGACUUUGGGGGGUUUGUAAAUCCUCAGACCUCUGUCCUUAGUUAGCACAAACUGGCAGAGAUUAUAAAACAGCACUUUAAUGACAUUAACAUCAGACACUUGGUGAUCACUCAAAUCACUUUUACAUGAAUCACUUCUCACCUGUGGAGCUUUUCCCCUGCUACCUAAAAAUUGUUGUAAAUGCUUACAUGGAUAGAAUGGUGAAUAUCUGGGCAAACACCUCACAAAAUGCCAAAGAAAUACCCAUCCUGAAAAGCAGCAUGUAAAAUAAUAAACAAAAAAAAUCUAAAACAUUGUAUGACUUGAUUUGAUUUAAAGAAAAGAUAUGUUUGGCAUAUGGAAACAUUAACAUAUUAAUCAAAGCAAAAAAUGGAUUGCAAGGUGCUACUGUGUAGUAAAAUGGUUUUAGACAAUUGUGGAAGAUUUGGAUGGAGAAAUUGCUGAGUCACAGUUGAACAAUUUUCUCUGGAGUCUCAUCUGGGAGUGGUAGGGAAGCCAUGUCAUUGUUUUGUCUUUUUAAAUAGUCUGGAUAUAGCAGCCCUCCUAUAUUUGGGUUGGAUAGGUUGCAUUCUUUUAUGUUGACUUGACAUGAACUGGUUUUGUGUUACUUUAUUUUGAUUGCCAAAAGGGCUUAGUAUCAAUUGUACAGUCUUUCUAAACUUAGCAGUUCCUGGCUCAGGAAGAUGGCCUUUGCUGUCAGCCACAUUUUGAACACGCAGCUCACACUAUUUUGUGAAAUCCUUUUUUUAGAGCAAAUUUCCUUGAAGAAGGAGAAAUUAUCCAUUAAAAAAAUACCACAGUGCUUACAGCCUGGAACUCAACUGAACAUGCCUAUAGGUAACAUGAAGAAAUGAGAACUAUGCACUUAUACCCUAGAGAUUCUAAGGAAAUGAGCUGUACUGUUGAUACCAAAUUAUAUAUUCAUCUAGGUAAUGUUUUAUGGUAUGAGGGAAUCUUCUUUCACUUUUUUAAAAAAUGGAUUAGCUUACUAAAUUAAUUUGUGUUUAAUUGCAAGCACUUCUUCUGAAGUUAUUGCCCAUGUUAGUAUUUUAACCAUGUACUUUGCCUUACACCUGUAUUUUACAUUCUUGGUAAGAGUUAAAAAAAACAAACCCCAGCCAUAUAUGUUUACAAGAUACUUAGUUCCUCUAAUGGCUGUCGGACUAACCAGUACUUGGCACUGUUUUUACUUUUCCUUGUUGGCCGAGUAUCUGCUCAGUAAACAAAAAAGAAAAUUCCUACUAUUGACACCCAGAACCCAUCUCCCGCCACCAUCAUUAUCCCAGCAACAUAAACACAUACCUGUUUUCAGUUUGUUUGUGUUUUUUUGCUACAUUGAAAGACUGAAUAUGUGUCGUGAAAACAGCAGGCUGGGAGUAGGUCAGUUGUAAAGAGAAAAUGUCUUUAUUAGAGGAUGAGGGGGCAGUCUCUAAGUAUGACAUCUGAUAUGAAUCUGUAGCACUCAUUAAGUACUUGAUGAAACAAACUAAUCAGGAUACUUUUUAUGUAAUGACUGAAGAAUCCAACAGGCACUGUGUGGUAGGCUGCCUUUUAAACUCAUUUGUGCCUGCUUCUUAAAUGUGUGCAUUUUGAACCUUGCAGCAAAGGGUAAUUGAUUUUAGAGUUUCAGUCCUCGGAUUUUUAGUCUUCAUAGAUUAGUGGAUUAAAAGCCAUGCAACUUUUACUUGAAUUGGAAAAGUGAACAAGACAGGGAAGGACCAGAUCUUUUAUCCAGCAGUUUCAUCAUCUAUGGGCAGCCUUGAUUAAACAAGAGGCCCUUCAUUUGACCAUGUUUAAGUCAUGGGAUUCCUACUGCUUGGAAUGUUUAGCAUACUGAUUUCUAAAGACACAAUAUGAAAAUGGUUUAAAUAUAAGUAAACUGUCAAAAAAGACUUGGGCAUGCUGUGGACGUGUACAAAAAACUUUCCCAUGCUACCUUUUUUUUAUACAGUGAAAUGAUACACACUUCUGUGAAUCAUAAGCACAGUCUGGGAAGUGGCAUUAAUUUUAAUAGUAAACAUUUCCCCUGAUCUUUACAUCCAGCUAAGGUCUGUCUGGACCAAAAUCCACUGAUUUGGUGUGUCUUCUGAAAUCAAAGUAACCAAUAACCUGUAGGAAACCUGAGGCAGAAUUAACAGAGCUAUGUUGUAGUGUGUUGUACACAUGGUAUAUUGAGCAAAAUAUAUGAGGUAUUUGAGGUAAAUCCUUCUAGCCUCAUUUUCAAAACUUGUCUCUAACAAAGUAGAUGUUGCUGUCUUCAGAAGUGAACAAAUUCUAAUUUGUCCUUUUUAUUAGGAAAAUGUUUAUUUUGUUUUAUUCAAAAAUUCAGAUGUUGCCUUUUUAACCAAGCUGUAUCACCAUAUUUUAUAAACCACUGUUUUUAUAAAGCUCAGCUGUUUAAUCGUUUUGAAAGUAUAUUAAGUUCUGGAAACAUUCUGCUGCUACAUCAUAAUAAACAUCCAGUGAAUACAAAUUUUUGGAAGAAGAAAACUGCCAGUUUACUAGGGGAGAUUUUGUGCAUCACCAUUUUAUUUUGAUUACCAGACAUCCUAGGGCUUUAUGUGUUUAGAGGUUCGGGUAUAUUGAAGAAGUGUGGAAACAUGAAAUUGAUAAACUAGUGCCUAUGAUUUCUUAAUUUAUGUUUUAUAACAGUAGUAAGGGUUUUAUGAAUGUGGAUUAUUUUUUAGUGCCAACAGCUCAGAAUUGUUGUAUGUAUGUAGGCAGAAAAGAAAGGAAUUCUGCUUCCAAAGUUAUUUAAUUUUUUUCUCAGUGUUUGAAUGUUUUUGUAAGUGUUAAUAAAAAAGUACAAAAAAUGGAAAAAUAUAAAUAUUCUUACCACAACAUUCUUUGACUCUUUUUAAAAAAUAAAAUCUGUAUAUACAAUUCAA
This is a messenger RNA of Rhineura floridana, 5295 nucleotides long. It is a transcript of the gene SLAIN2, whose product is annotated as SLAIN motif family member 2. The record is from RefSeq and is a predicted model, not a curated record. Gene Ontology annotation, cellular component: microtubule plus-end. The transcript is spliced from 9 exons. Gene Ontology annotation, biological process: positive regulation of microtubule polymerization; microtubule nucleation; cytoplasmic microtubule organization. The coding region runs from base 390 to 2330 and encodes 646 amino acids. NCBI's taxonomy places the organism in Eukaryota, Metazoa, Chordata, Lepidosauria, Squamata, Rhineuridae.